UAAUAAUAAUAAAAAUGAACAGAUUGCCUUAAUUAGAGGUUACUAUCAACUUCAAAUUCUCAAAAAAGUUACGAUCAUGAAUUUGCAAUUAGGUUUUUUGAUAAAUUUUGGUAUUUUUUCGUUUGUGGCCUGCCAGAAAUAUAUUGAGUACCCCCACUACCCGUGCACCGUCGGUAAAGUAGUCGAGAACGAGUGUAACUACUGCAUUUGUAACAACAAGUUUGUCUUUGAAUGUUACGACAAACUCCACUGCCAUGUUUCAGAGCAACCAGAAAGAAACCAAGACGAACAGCAGUGUCAACCGAGAGUGGUUUACGUCCGGGAGGACGUUGUGUGCAUAUGCAACAAACGCGGCAGGUGGCCUCAUGCCAAGUGCGACAAGGCCUUCCAAUCCUUCAACCAGAAUAAUACAGCUAUACAACGAUGCGAACCCAAUUCUUACGUAAAGGUCGACUGUAACAUGUGCCGCUGCGAUUCCAAUGGGCAAAUCGACAAAGAAUAUUGCACCAAAAACAACUGCACUGAAAUACACGUGAAGACCGCACGGAAAUCCCUGUCAUUGCCGCAAUCCGUACACGGACACUGCGAACCCAGUAACUGGUACUCUCUAGCUCCAUGCCAAUUCUGCUUUUGCAUAAACACAAACAAAUUAGUCUGCAACACAGCAGACUUUUACGUCAACAAAUUGCAACUUGGAAAAUAUAAUUUGAAUGUAUGCGGGAAAGAACUCAUCAAAGAAGCUAUAGAACUUAUACCAACUGACUCAUUGGAUAAUAGUCUUAGGGGUAAUAACGAUAAAAAAGUUUUCACUACUACAUUUUUGCCUCCGGUAACUAGAUUGUCUACUAAAGCCACAACAAAGAGUAACGGCGUUAAUAACUUGCCCAUGGUUGUACGAGAAGUAAUCACUCACAAAAAAGUCGAUGAACUGGAUGGAUCAACUGAAUAUUAUGAUGACGAAGGAAAAUUAGACACUCCAAAAACGAAUCUUGCUAUAACCGAAGUAAAACCUGAAACUGUCGAUAAUAUUAUUGAAAAAGAAAGUACGAUAAUGGGCGACAAUAAAAAUGUUGAGUAUGAGGAAGAAGACAACGAAAAUUUUGAUUCGAGAUCUUCCAAAUAUGCUAAUGUAAAACCUAAUACUGCGAACCCUGCUAUAAAUGUUGAUCAAAUCAUAAUAAACGUUGACAAACCGCUUAAUAAAACUCAGCAUCAAAAACUUACGGGAGACCGGAAAACUAAGGAUAAUUAUGUUUUGGAUGUUUUUGUGCCAAACGUGUUGGAAUCAUUGUUUAACAUGCAAAUGAGGAAAUCCAUGGUAAAGGUGGACGUUGAUAGUGACUGCUUCCCUGGCACUAAGGAAACUGUGGGCUGCAACACCUGUUUCUGCCUGAAUAAUGGUAAAAAACUUUGUACCGACAAAGUUUGCCAAUAAACACAAUUGAAUUA
This is a messenger RNA of Plodia interpunctella (Indianmeal moth), 1449 nucleotides long. RefSeq lists its product as uncharacterized. The transcript is spliced from 3 exons. The record is from RefSeq and is a predicted model, not a curated record. Bases 77 to 1435 code for a protein of 452 amino acids. Gene Ontology annotation, molecular function: peptidase inhibitor activity. Lineage: Eukaryota; Metazoa; Arthropoda; Insecta; Lepidoptera; Pyralidae.